Molecule: messenger RNA, 1834 nt
Organism: Vigna umbellata (rice bean)
Lineage: Eukaryota; Viridiplantae; Streptophyta; Magnoliopsida; Fabales; Fabaceae
Product: Mitochondrial import inner membrane translocase subunit Tim17/Tim22/Tim23 family protein
Source: RefSeq, a predicted model, not a curated record
AACAGAGCAAUUAAUAAAAGGAAGAGCUCUAACAAACAAACCCAUGAAAUGACUAACUUGGUGUGAUCAGAAUUCAAACCAAAGAAUGGUGGGGCUGUAACUCUAUUCCAUUCUCAUGGCACCAUCAUCGCCUCCGCCGUCCGACAAUUCCGACGCCGAGGGCCGUCUCCGCGAAGCGGAGGAGCGCCUCCGUGACGCCAUCGAGGAGCUCCAGCGGCGGCAGCGCCGGGCCGCCGCUCAUGCUCAGCACCACCUCCGUGUGGAAUCGCCUCCCUGCGAUCAUGGCCCCGACGAAUCAUGCGUCGCUCACGCCAUUGGCAACCUCUGUCAGACCUUUCUUCUCUCCUAUGGCGUCAGAGUCGGCAUUGGUAUACUUCUCCGCGCCUUCAAGCUCGUUCGGAGGCAGUCCUACUCCUCUCUCCUCGAUCUCAAGCAACUUGUUUCAGAGAAAGAUCUAAUAGUAAGGGAAGAAGCAUGCCGAAUUGGUUUACUUUUUGGUGGUUUCACUGGAUCUUAUCAUGCUCUUAGAUGUUUGUUGCGUAAAUUGAGAAAGAAAGAGACACCACUUAAUGCAAUUUUAGCAGGUUCAAUAGCUGGUUUUUCAAUUUUGGCGUUGAAUGAUUCAAAUAGGAGACGUACACUGGCUUUGUACCUGUUGGCUAGGCUGGCCCAGUGUGCUUAUAACUCUGCAAAGUCUAAGAACAAGUUUCACCUUUGGGGGAGUCAUUGGAGGCAUGGAGAUUCAUUGCUGUUUGCUAUUGCUUGUGCUCAGGUUAUGUAUGCCUUUGUUAUGCGUCCGGAGAGCUUGCCAAAAUCCUAUCAAGAAUUCAUUCAGAAAACUGGGCCAGUUGCAGAGCCUGUGUACAAGGCUGUGAGGGAUAGCUGUAGAGGUCAUCCAGUUGAUGUUACUUCACUACAUACCUACUUAUCUCAUGCAGGAAGGUCUGACUAUGUAAAGUUGGAAGAAUUUCCCUCUAUUAUUCCAUGUUCCAUCAUUCAUCCCGAAACAAAUUCAUGUUUAGCCCAUCAAGUAAAGGCAACUUCAACAACGUUCAAGAAAACAUUCCCGCUUUACUUUUCUUUGACCUUUGUGCCUUUUGUUGUUCUGCACCUACAGAAGUUCACUGAUGCUCCUUUCCGUACUUUCUGGCUUGCCAUCAACGGAGGUGUUCGCUCGACAGCUUUUUUGUCUGCUUUUGUUGGAAUCUUUCAGGCAGUCAUAUGUUUACAUAGAAAAGUUUUUUCUAGAGAUCACAAGAUGGUAUAUUGGAUAGCAGGUGGAAUAUCUGCCCUAUCUGUGCUACUGGAGAAAAAAGCUAAGCGUGGUGAGCUAGCUUUAUAUGUUCUUCCCAGAGCAGGAGAUUCACUAUGGUAUAUCUUGGUGAACAGGCACCUCCUUCCAAAUAUCAGGAACGCUGAGGUUUUCUUGUUUUCAGUGUGUAUGGGAGGAAUAAUGUAUUACUUGGAACACGAGCCAGAAACCAUGGCUCCAUUUCUGAGGGGCCUGAUCCGUCGCUUCCUUGCGAGCAGAAUCAGCAAUCCAAGCCCACCAUCUAAUCGGACUGCUUCCUACGCAUACCUGCAAGCUCUUGAUGGCAUGACACCGCCAACAUUACAGGAGAAGAGGGAUACUGAAUCUGAAUCUUCCGAAAAGUACAAUCUUGAAUCUAUUCCUGGGCUUUAACGUUGUUUUUUUUAGGGUUGGGAAGGGGUAGUCUCCGAACUAAUGUUUCUUAUAUUAGGUUAUAGAUUAUCCUUGUAUUGGGAGCUAGUUCUGUUAGGUUCCUCAUUUUUUAUUGAUUGCCAAUGAAGGUGCUCUCAAUAUUUAGGUGUU